CCAAGAGAGUUCUAGAGAGAGGUGUCAACUAUUUCACCCAAGGAUAUGUACACGGUAUUAAGAUUUUGGACGGAGCAGAAGACAAUGUCAGUUACAGCGAAAUGUUGGCGAUCGAUGCAAAAAAGUUUGACGCCUCACAAAUUUCAUAUUGACAUGCAACAGGAUAAAAUAGUGGAAUCGUACAGCACAUGUAAAGCUUGGUGAGUACUUUUUACUUGGAAAGAUCACAAGUAAUAUCAUUGAAGUCUUUAUAAGUGAGUGAGUGUAUUCAUUUGACUUGGCUUGUAAUCGAACCCAGUGCUGUGUCUUAAAAGUCUGAUGUGAUACAAAUAGGCAAAUAGACAUUUCUCUUGCAUGACAUCACAGCUAUUUGUACCACUAAGCCGACUCUUUGGCAUAAAAUAUUACACACUUCAUUCAGCAGGUCAGUAAUAUGCUAACAAAGUGAAAGUUGUUCUCCUGCAAUGUAUAAAGCACUGAUAAUAAUGAAAUCAAAGUCAGAGAAGAUACUUCUCCCUCACUUACCUUGGAACAUACAGCCUUGUCUGUUGAUAUUGUUCACAUUUAGUUGUACGUGUGGUCUUCUGCGAGCCUUAAUCCAUUGUAGACACUUCGUCAACUGUGUUUUAGCCUUUGAAAAAUGAAUCAACUGGGCCCCUUGUAACUUAGUAGGAUAUCUUUCAUCAGAAUUGCACGUUUCCCGAGCGCAUCUGAGGAUCAUUUUCUUCGUAGCAUUAACUUUUCCAAGCGCACACUACUGACAUCCAGCAUUGCUUGUGGGAGAAUACGGCAAGAGGGGCGUGUCAAGGGUUAAGAUAAUGCUGUUAUCUGAUUGGCUUUUAUUGUACGAGUGAUUAACAGGUCGGAAAGGUCCAUUGACUGCCAACCAUUUCAGGGAGUACGCUGCCUUCUGCCCAUUGAUAGGUGGGAUAGGCUCCAAUACGCCCACGACCCUCGUGAGGAUAAGCCGCUCAGAUAAUGGAUGGAUGGAUAUUUCAAAUCCUCCAGAUCAGCCUUCCAAACCUGAGUGCCACAUUCCAUGUGAUGACAUUUGCGGAGUUGAUAUUCACUGUCGCUGGAAUCACAGAUUUGAUGCUCAGAUCCCCACAAGCUACAGUCUACACUGGGAAACAGCAGACCGCAUAGAGGGCCAUGUGAAUACUGGGACCCGUUUGAGUGGGUUUGUCCACCGUGAACACUUUUCCAUGAACAGUGAACUUCGUGUUUGGGUCCAGGCUGAGAAUAAACACGGGUCUGCCAAAUCCCAAGUGGUUGUCUUCAAUACAGAAGACCUAACAAAGCCAUCGCCUCCUAUAAUUACAUGGAGUCAUGAAGAUCCUUUGGAAAUAUCAUGGAGUUCUAUCUGUAGUGAGAUGCAUCUCUCUUUGGGAUCCUGUGAUGUGCGAUAUCGGAUUCAAGCAGAAGAACUCUGGGAAGAGGAUGACGUUGGAGCUCAAGUCAACUAUGAAUUUAGUGGUCCCGCUCAACCUGGUGUAGUCUAUGAAUUCCAGGUUCGCUGUUCCUGUGCCACUGGCUUGGUCAGCGACUGGAGUGCAACCCACAGAAUAAGAAGUGCUGAGGAAGCUCCUACUGGACAAAUGGAUGUAUGGAAGGAUUGUGGCGUGCUUACAACUAAUGCUGAUUGUGUUAUGACUUGGAAGAAGCUUCCUAUAUCUCAGGCUCACGGACACAUUAUGGGUUAUGAAGUUACGCUGUUCUCCAAACACAGCACGACUGUAUUAGUAAAUAUUUCUGUCGCUGACCCGAGGGGCUUGUUGGUGUGUGAUGAGCUAAAGUGCUACCUCAACUCGACUUUAAAGAGUGUGUCAUCAGCCAGUGUAUCAGCCUACAACGCCCAUGGUGCUACAGUGCCCUCUCUCCUCACAAUUCCAACAGCAGGUAACGUGAGAAGUGGGAACUUUAUUGAUGUCAAGAUGAAUAUGGAAAAUCUCACAGUUUCAUGGCAGCUGCCCUCUCAACACCCCAAUACCAGACCAUUUAAGGAAUAUGUGGUCCAAUACAAACAAACGGGGCGUCUUCUGGGGAAAGGAUUUGACUGGAUCAGAGUGAACAAAAGUUGUACUACAGUUACAUUUACAGGUCAUUUUAAAAGGUACUGGCCCUACCAAGUAUCACUAUUUACAGUUACACCCGAUCAACAAAGCCAUCACGUUUCAUCGGUCAUUAGUUACUCUUGUCAUGGAAUUCCGGCUAAGGUGCGCUCAUUUAAAGUCAUUUCCAUCGCUGAGACACAUGCAACCCUGUUCUGGGAGCCUGUUCUGCUGUCCAUGCAGAACGGGCAGGUCCUCUCCUACGAAAUCGGCGUUCACGGACAAAUGGCAGUGUACAACGUGAGCGCCUCCCCUCAGGAUCAAAAUAACACAUUUGAGCUGCAGAAUCUCAGCGCGGACCAGGAAUAUGAAGUGUGGAUCAAGGCUGUGACCAAAGCUGGGCCAGGACCCAAAGUCACCACCAGUUUCAUCACAAAGCAACAACAUCAUCUUCAGUUAAAAUCAAAAUCACAUUUAUUAUCACUCCUGAUCCCAGUCAUAAUAUGCUGUGUUUUGGUUUUUCUCAGUUUUCAUAAAGGAGCAAGCAAGGCAUGUCUCUGUAUGAAUGAGAAAGUACCAGAUCCGUACAAUAGCACAAUCUACCAAAUGAUGACGUAUCAGGCGAAUGAGUCAAUAAGUUGGAUUUCCAUACCAAUCUUUGAACCACAUCCCACUGUGUCUGCGUUGGAGGUAGUAGAAAUCCAGCGUCCUCUAUGUGAGGACCAAACAAAAUCACCAGUUUCCUCAGAAGGAUGUACAAGGAAACAUCGAUAUGGUAAAGGAGAGUACAGCAAAAUGGUGGACUCUGAAGAUGAAAAGGACAUGAGCAAGGUGACAGGUCGAGAUGAUUGUUGGAGCUCAACAGAGGAAGAACAAGACUCAUCAGGAUAUGAACGGCACUUCCUACCAACUGCUGAGGAAAUACUGAAUUCUUGAUAGUGUAGUUACAGUAACACAGUCAUUUAUGAAUGUGUUUUGACCAGCUGGUUGGAACUAUGAGUUCCAGUUUGUGUCCUAACUUUCAUGCAUAGUGUAGUGGGGAAAAAAGUCGGGAAUUAUUUCUUGUUGUUAACACCUUGCACACGUGCAGAUAAACGGUAUUGUAUGGUAUGUAUGUAUGUAAUGGUUGAAAAAUCUCAUGAGGAAUGCAGUAUUAGCUGAGUCAGCCAUUACAUUUUUUUUUUUUUACACAACCCACUAUAAAUGUAUACAAAUAAGACCAUUUGAUUUUUACGCUAUACAUGUGAAUGAAAGCACUUGCCAAGAGCUGCUUAAUGUAUUUUGCUGGAAAGGCCAGUUUUUCCAGGGUAUUUUUUUCCACGGUUACAUUGUACUUUUUAUAUUUUCUUGGUAUAAAGUGUAAUUUUGAAUGUACAGCUGUUGAAAUAAACAUUUUGUAAACAAAAGCUACAAUAAAAUUUGUUUAGACUAUGUA
Syngnathoides biaculeatus (alligator pipefish) is the source of this 3486-nucleotide messenger RNA. It is a transcript of the gene il12rb2l, whose product is annotated as interleukin 12 receptor, beta 2a, like. The transcript is spliced from 14 exons. Gene Ontology annotation, biological process: cytokine-mediated signaling pathway. The coding region runs from base 987 to 2987 and encodes 666 amino acids. NCBI's taxonomy places the organism in Eukaryota, Metazoa, Chordata, Actinopteri, Syngnathiformes, Syngnathidae. Gene Ontology annotation, molecular function: cytokine binding; cytokine receptor activity. The record is from RefSeq and is a predicted model, not a curated record. Gene Ontology annotation, cellular component: external side of plasma membrane; signaling receptor complex.